AGGCUGAGGUCAUUGUGCUGCUGUGGGCUGUCUUGACAGAUUGCUCCACACUGACGCAGUGGGUGUUGAUGACGAAGGAGCGUAACCCCCUGGACCCCCACUGUGAUGCUGCUGCGACCAAAGGCCAGGCCAGUCUUACCCCCACCACACUCUUCAAUCUCCACAUUGAAUUUGAUGAGACUCUUCCCACAACCCUUACACACUGAUAUACAUUCCACGCAUGCCCACCCAGUCCGGGUCUCAGCCUGGCACUCUGGGUGGCUGCGGGCAAAAGGCACGCCCCUCUCAACAAAAGCAGCAGUGUUUGUGCCUGUGCGUGACAACUGUGGGAUGAUGAGCAGCAGCGCACAUCCAGUGUGCCCUCCAGGAGACAGGGUCACGACGUUUUAACAGAGAAAGAGUUCAUGAGCACUGCAACCGGUGAGGCUCUAUCAUGUCCACAUAUUGCUGCGUCCUGUCACAGAGAGCCAAAUGGACUUGACUCAUCUUGUCUGUUUUAUGUGUGCUGUCUUGUAAUAGGGUUGUUUUUUUAAAUUAGGAAUGGUUGAAUUUGACUAAAACCACUGUGUACUGUAUCAUUUACAUGCAAGGUUAUUUGAUUUGAUUAAGAAUAAGUCACAGAUAUAUAAAAAAAAAAAAAAUAAGGGGGACAACUGCAAUUUCAAGCAUGUGCAGUGUUGUUGCGUGUUUGUUUAGAUAAUUAGGACACCGUCUAAAACUAUAGUACAAAAUAUAAUGGCAUUAUCCUCGGCACACAUAUCGACGACUUGCUAAAUAACAUUUUACAAACAAUACAGACACAGAGCAGUUUUGAUCAAGUGGUACAAUUAGAGUCUUUGUGCUUUGGCUUUCUGUAUUUGUUCUUUUUAUGCUGUUUUGCAGCCCUCCUAUCAGCUUCCAGCUCAGACUCCAGUGUCUGCACUCAAUAGCCCUCUGUAUGUCGACACAGAAGAGGGACUAUACAGCGUCUCUCCUCCCUUUUCCCUCUCUCACUAUAUCUCCCACCCCCUCUUUCUUUUCUUUUCUUUUUUUUGCCCUCACUGACAAGUGCACAUCCCCUGACACUGAGCCUGACGUCACAGAUGGCUAAAUGAGCUUCCCUGUAGUGCUUCAUUCAGUGAGAUUGGUUUUGGAGUUGAAAGUUAAAGUAGGGGGCGGGUACCAGGUAGCUCGAGGCAUCAGGUGUGCGUGUGGAGAGGGAGAAGGGGGGGAAACAGGAGAAGAGGAGCAGCAAUCAGAUGAAUGAGCUCCAUGGCCACUGGACAUGUUAUGAGAGGAGAGCAGGACUUUGCUGGGAUUAGAACAGUAUGUGUAUGCUGAGCUUAGACAUAAGGAGACCUGAACGAGGGACAUCCAGUCAUUUUAGUCAUCCAGAAGUGCACGGAAAAGAAGGCGGCAAUGUAUCUGGACCAGAAAUGCUCCUAGUAGUUUUCCUUUGGAUUCACGCAUGAGGGGCAAAGUUGUCGCCUGAAUUAACCUUGUGGACAAAUGUUUCCCAUCCGUGGCUUGUGGCAGAAAGAGGAAAACUGUCCCACACGUCGCCUUAUUUGCCCCCUACAUGGGAGUCCAGACACACAGAGCAGAAAACGCCUGUUUCCCUGUGUUUGCAGAGGGAUGUUUGUGUAAUGUUUUGAUAGAAACACAUGAGGUAAUCCUUGACACUGCUGGACCAUGACUGGCAAAGUGAGGCAGUGGAGGUCCAUGUGCAAAGGCCUGGUCCUGGGAACCCUCUUGACCAGCUGUAUGAUCCUGCUUUACUGCCUCUCCACUCCACAGAUCCACUUCAGUCUGCCUGAGCUUCCGGUGCCUUACUCCUGUGCCCACCGUCCAUCCCAGCUCCACCAUAAACUAACCGCAAACAGCUCACACCAAACCCAUGGCCAACCUUGUGCUCCUAAAGUGGACGUCAUGUUCCUGAAGACCCACAAAACAGCCAGCAGCACCUUCCUCAACAUCCUUUUCCGCUUUGGGGAAAAACACCAGCUGAAAUUUGCCUUCCCUGACAGCAGGAAUGACUUCUUCUACCCAUCUCCUUUUGAGCGCUCCCAGGUAAAAGAGUACAAACCAGGGAUGUGCUUCAACAUUAUCUGUAAUCACAUGCGAUUCAAUGCACCUGAAGUGGCUAAGCUGCUCCCCAUGGACACGUCCUACAUCACUAUCCUGCGAGACCCCGCAGAGCUGUUUGAGUCGUCCUUCCACUACUUUGGCCGCCUGGUGCCGUUUACCUGGAGGAUACCAGGUGAUGACAAGCUGGCUGAGUUCCUGCGUGACCCCCUUCACUACUUUGAUCCAGAGGGCUUUAACUCUUUCUACCUCAAGAAUCUGCUGUUCUUUGACUUUGGCCUGGACAACAACCUGGAGCCAAAUGGUCCUCAAGUAGAAGAAGGAAUCAAAUUCAUCACCGACCGCUUUCAGCUCGUCAUGCUGGUAGAAUACUUUGAAGAGUCACUCAUUCUGCUCAAGGAUACCCUCUGCUGGGAGAUGGAUGAUUUGCUCUUCUUUAAGCUCAAUGCUCGCAAGGGAUCCACAGUGUCUGAACUUACUCCUGAGCUGAGGGAAAGGGCCCUUGAGUGGAAUGCUAUUGACUGGAAGCUCUACCAGCAUUUCAACCAGACCUUCUGGAAGAGAGUAGAUGCAUAUGGACGGCGGCGGAUGGCUGAGGAGGUGGCAGAACUCAGGAGAAGGAACACGGAGAUGGCAUCCAUCUGCAUCGAGGGGGGUCAUGCCGUGGACGCUGGCAGCAUCCAAGAGACAGCCAUGCAGCCUUGGCAACCCAUUGGAGAGAAGUCGAUCAUGGGUUAUAACCUGAAGAAGAAUGUGGACAAGGCACAUCAGAAGUUGUGCCGUAAGAUGUUGAUGCCAGAGAUUCAAUAUUUAACAGAGCUUGGGGUGAACCUGUGGAUCACAAAGCUGUGGGGCAAUGUUCGAAAUAUCAUCAACUGGUAAGAAAGAGUGGCCAAUUCAGCUCCAAAAGACUGUAUUCAAAGAAAGGAAGUCCGAAGGUGUGGCUGAUACAAGCCCCUUUCCUGACUUGUUUUAUUGUAAGUGACUAUGUAUGGUAUUUGAUUGCUUGAGAAAACAAACACUGUUGAGCACACAAUCGAUGAAUACAGAAACAUUUUUGUGACAUGUCUGUGUGUUGACUCAAAUGUCAAACAUUAAAAAAUGUUGUUACUCUCAGUUGUGUGCCUGUUGUAAUGGUUAAAUGAAUCAGGAUUGAAGACCCAUUUGUUGCCAUUUGAGUUUUUGAGAACAGAGAAAUGUGUUAUUUUUCUCGACGUGGCAAGAACAAGAACAAAGGUCAUUCUGGCCAGGAAAUUUCAUACUUCACAAGAAACUCAAUUUCAAUCACACAAUAGUUCUGCCCAGACGGUGCGUCAAGAGCGAGCUGCAAGAUCUCCCAAACCCUGAGAGAGAGAACACAUUUCUCAAUUCUUGAAGAGUAUGUACACUACUACUAAAACACACAUGAGAAACUAGUGAAUGUAAAGUAUACCGUCCCAGUUAUGGAGGAAAAAAUCAGCCAUCAUUUAAAAAAUCAGGCGAGCAAACAGACAAUUAUAAUAGCAAAUCAUAUGAGUACGUAACAGCGAAGGUGGGGAUUAGUUAAGGGGUUAACUAAUGUAAUGAAUAAAACCUCUGCUUCCCUGCGGUGACCUCCCAAUGUAAAUGUCUGAUGAAUAAAAUAAAAAAUAUAUCAAUGAAAUAAAUCCUGAGAGCAUUACUAUAUGUUAUCACUAAGAUUUUUCUUUUAUGUUUCUUGUCAGUUUAUUGUUUUCUUUUAUUUAUUUUUUAUUGUUUUUGAGUUUUCUGCUAUAUUAAAUCAUAUUAUUGCUUUUUUAAGCCAAAUCUUUUUCUCUCCUGACAGCACAGCGUUUUCGGUACUCAGUGUUUGGGCAGGCAAUGAUAAUAUGAUAUAUGUGUGGUCAACCUAGACAUGUAAAUCAUCCAAUCUAGACAAUGCCUGACAGUGUUUAACCUCACACACAUGUUUGCACAGCCUUGUAAUCAUUGUCUGUGGAUAUUACAAGAUCAAACUGAGCAAUAAACAGAUCUUUAAUAGAUGUUCUAUUCAGAAUUAUUGAUUCUAUAAUUUAUCGAUUUUGUCCUCCAUACAAUGGCAAUGAAAUUAUAUGAAUUAUAUGAAAAAAAUAGAUGUAAUCUGUAUUGUAUAUAUUAAAUUUGACUGGCACCA
This is a messenger RNA of Solea solea (common sole), 4195 nucleotides long. RefSeq names its product galactose-3-O-sulfotransferase 1a (gene gal3st1a). The record is from RefSeq and is a predicted model, not a curated record. Gene Ontology annotation, cellular component: membrane. Bases 1672 to 2946 code for a protein of 424 amino acids. Lineage: Eukaryota; Metazoa; Chordata; Actinopteri; Pleuronectiformes; Soleidae. The transcript has 4 exons. Gene Ontology annotation, biological process: galactosylceramide biosynthetic process; myelination. Gene Ontology annotation, molecular function: galactosylceramide sulfotransferase activity.